AUGGAGACAUCCAAACGUCAAAGAAUCGGGGAUUGGCCUCUCAUCGACGGCCUAGGGGAGCUCUACUUGACUCCCCUUCCCUCAAAGCCCUCGACGCCUGUGGAGAGAAGCCAUAAGCCGCCUUCGACGACCGGACUAGGAGGAACCUGCCCGGCAAUAGAGUUUUCCACCACGCUGCCCUCUCCGAGCUAUUCAACCGCGACUUCCUCCAGGCAUGAUUCCGUUGUCACCACAGACGACGUCGAAGAGCAGGAUCAGGCAGAUGAGGAUGAAGAAGAUGACUAUCGUCGCUGGAGUGUCAACCCUGAGCGGCCGCGAAAGAUCUCAGAGAAGAAGCGUCAGGACCACGCCAAAUUCCAGUCUUGGAUCGAAUCGAAUCAAGCCAAGGUGCUUGAGGCAGCCUCAAAGACCAAGGCACCGACGCAUGGAUCUAUUGCAUACUUGGUGAAGGAAAGUGAGAACCGAAGAAUUAUUCAGACUCCUCGCGAGUACCAGAUCGAGCUCUUCGAAAGAGCGAAACAGAAAAACAUCAUCGCAGUCCUGGACACGGGCACCGGCAAGACCUUGAUUGCCGCUCUUCUGCUUCGUCACAUACUUGAGAAGGAGGUCGAGGACCGCGCACACGGAAAGCCUAAACGUACGGCUUUCUUUCUGGUUGACAAGGUGUCGCUGGUCUUUCAGCAGCACGCGGUUCUCGAGUGCAACCUGGAGCAUUCUGUCGCCCGGUACUGCGGUGACAUGGUUGACGAGAUGUGGUCAAGCGAGUUCUGGGCUAAACAGUUUGAAGAGAACAUGGUCGUGGUUUGCACUGCGGCCAUUUUGCAGAAAUGUUUGAUGCACUCUUACAUUUGCAUGCACCAGAUCAACCUCCUCAUCUUCGACGAAGCACAUCAUACGAAGAAAAACCAUCCCUACGCGCGCAUCAUCAAGGAUUUCUACAUCAGAGAGCCCGAAAAGGAGAAGAGACCCAAAAUUCUCGGCAUGACUGCGUCACCGGUUGACGCCCAGACGAACAUGAAGGUUGCCACUGCUCAAUUAGAGUGCCUCCUACACAGCGAAAUUGCAACCGUCUCCGAGGAAUCGCUGGCUUUGAAUCCCAACCAGCGGAAGAUUACAGAGAGGGAAAUCCACUAUACGCCUCUAGUGAGAUCGUUUGAAUCGGAACUCGUGCAGAAAAUACGGGCACUUGUUCGCAGGAACCAGCUCUUUGACAAGGAGCUCCAAUGGACUACCACCGUCAUGGCGGAACUCGGUCCGUGGGUAGCAGAUCGCUUCUGGAAGCUUUACCUUACCGACAACACGAUUGCACGACUGGCGAACAGAACAGAUAUCAACUACUCGGGUUUCGACGGUAAUGGCAAGCAUACAGCGGCAGUCCAAAAGCUUCGGGAUAUCAUCCAAAGUCACAACUUUAAGCCACCCGCACUGUCUUUGGAUGAUGUGUCAAGCAAGGUCCUCCGCCUUUGGGACGAGCUGAAGGUCCGAUUUUCUCAGCCAACUGAUCAUCGGUGCAUCGUAUUUGUGGAAAUGAGACUCACUGCAGUGAUGCUCGCCGAGUUGUUCAAGCAGGACGGCAUGGACUUACCACACCUCAAGCCGGCAGCACUCGUCGGCAGUCAGGCCUCUGCAGGUCUCGGCAACAUGUCUUUCAAGGAACAGCUUUUGACCAUCACAAAGUUCAGGCGGGGUGAAGUCAAUUGCAUCUUUUCUACCCAAGUUGCUGAAGAGGGAAUAGAUAUUCCUGCCUGCAAUGUGGUUAUGCGAUUUGACCUUUAUAAGUCCGUCAUUCAGUACAUUCAGUCGAAGGGACGCGCAAGACAACAAGAUUCAGAAUAUCUUUCCUUCGUCGAGUUAGGCAAUGGAAGACAUACUCGAGCGGUAGCGCAAGCCACGUAUGAUCAAAGCGUUCUCCGCCGAUUUUGCAGUGCGUUACCGGAAGACAAGAAGAUCAUGGGCAUGGACAUCAAUGCCAGCGUGAUGCAAGCAGAGUUGCACUACCAGACUUACACCAUCAAGGAGACCGGCGCCAAGCUGACGUGGAUGUCUAGCCUAGAGGUGUUGGCCAACUUCGCAUCAUCACUGCGCCAGUCCAGCGAUGAAGUCUUGAUGCCAGAGUAUGUGGUGACCAACCAGGGACAAUCCUUCAUCGCCGAGGUUCAGUUACCGGCAAAGUCCCCGAUUCUUAGCAUGACGGGAAUGCCACACAAGAGGAAGCAGGCUGCCCGCUGUUCUGCGGCAUUCGAGCUGUGCAAGGAGCUAGUCAAGAAGAAGUACAUCGAUCUCAACUUACAACCAAUCUUCACCAGGAAGCUACCUGCGAUGCGAAACGCCCGUCUAGCAAUCAGUUCCAACAAAAGGGCAGAGUACAGGAUGCGUACCAAGCCUGAAAUCUGGUCACGAGUUGGUGUUUUUGAUCAUCUGUACGUCACAGUACUGGCACUUGGUUCGCCAGACGCAGUUGGCAAAGAGUCGAAGCCGCUGCUUCUCCUCACCAGAGAGAAGUUGCCCGACCUUCCUCCUAUACCACUGUUCUUUGGAAACGAUCAGAAGUCUAAUACUUUCGUCGUGUCCCUGCCGAAGCCGAUCAAUAUGUCUCCAGCAAAUUCAGAGCUUCUGAAGAAGUUCACCCUUCGUGUUUUCAAGGACGUUUUCAGCAAGGAAUACGAAGCUGCGGUCUUCGAUAUGCCUUACUUCCUCGCUCCGACCGCACAGAGUCAUUCCGCCGACUAUCAACAUGCCGACGCAGCUACACUAGUUGACUGGAACCACCUUCAAGCGACCAACGACAAAGACUAUCUAGACUGGGACGACAGCACCUCAGAUGAGUUUUUUACUGACAAGCUCGUAAUCGAUCCUUACGCGGGAUCUCGCAAGCUACGCUUGAGGGGAGUUCGCAAAGACCUGAAGCCAAUGGAUCCCGUGCCCGAUGGCGUUCCUGACCCUGGCCACAGGCCGUGGCGCGACUCAGCAGUGGAGAAGAACAUCAAGGAGUACAGCGUCAGUCUCUGGAUGAAAAGUCGUCUUAAGCGAACAUGGCGCGAUACGCAGCCUGUGGUCGAGGCCGAAGUGAUCUCACUGAGACGCAACUUGCUGGAUGACUUCGUGGAGGCCACAAAUGGAGAGUCCAAGGUCUGCUACGUGAUAUUGGAGCCCUUGAGGGUCUCGACUUUACCUAUGGAGACAGUCGCCAUGGCAUUCACAUUUCCUGCCAUCAUUCAUCGCAUGGACCAGGUCUUGAUUGCCCUCGACUUGUGCAAGUUGCUCAAGCUCGACAUCCGGCCUGACCUGGCCCUCGAAGCCGUCACCAAAGACUCUGACAACAGUGACGAGCAUGACGCAGAGAAAAUCAACUUCCAAGGGGGGAUGGGCAACAAUUACGAGCGCCUGGAGUUCAUUGGCGAUACUUGCUUGAAAAUGGCCACCACUAUCGCCCUCUUUACCAACAAUCCAGACAACAAUGAGUUCCAGUAUCAUGUCGAGCGUAUGCUGUUGAUCAGCAAUCGGAACCUCUUGAACAAGGCUAUCGACCGGAACUUGCAGGAAUACGUGCGAUCAAAAUCCUUCAACCGCCGCAGCUGGUAUCCUCAGGGUCUCCGUCUCAUCCGGGGCAAGGAGGGCACUGUUGAUGCCAACCAUGCUCUUGCGGACAAAUCCAUCGCUGAUGUCUGUGAAGCCCUGAUCGGCGCCGCGUAUCUCACGUUCAGCGAUUCGAACAACUUCGACAUGGCCAUCCAGGCAGUCAGCGCCAUGGUGAACGAUGAGAACCAUCGCAUGACCUCAUGGGCAGACUACUACGCAGGGUACAAGCCUCCCUCUUGGCAGACAGAGCCAGCCUCCGCAAUGUACCGGGAUGUGGCCAGACAGGUCAAGAACAAGAUGGGAUACGACUUCAAGUCACCUGCGCUGCUGCGAAGUGCCUUUAAGCAUCCGUCGUGCCCUCAUAAUGUAUGCUCUCUGCCCAACUACCAGCGUCUCGAGUUCCUCGGCGAUGCUCUGCUCGACAUGGUCUGCGUCGACUUCCUCUACCACAAGUUUCCCAGCGCGGAUCCGGAGUGGCUGACCCGCCACAAGAGUACCAUGGUCAGCAAUCGCUUCUUGGCCUGCCUCUGCGUGAAGCUGGACCUCCAUAAGCACAUUUUGACGGCGCAGGCAUCGUUGCUGAGCCAGACUCAAGAAUUCGUUGCCGCUCUCAGAUUCGCCGAAGAGAGCGCCAGAGAAGAAGCUCUAAUGGAAGCAGUUCAAAACGGAGCUCCCGCCGACGGAGAACAAGGAAAAGAAGCGCCGGUGACCAAAGCUACAGGGAAUGCCACAACCGCCGCCCCGGUGAGCUACUGGCAACACGUAGAAGACGCGCCCAAAUACCUCUCCGAUAUGAUGGAAGCGUACAUCGGCGCCGUCUUCGUGGACUCGGACUACGACUUCGGCCAGGUCCGCGCCUUUUUCGAAGCCCACGUCCGGCCCUUCUUCACCGACAUGUCCCUCUACAGCGACUACGCCCUCAACCAUCCCGUCACCAACGUCUCGCACAUGCUUAGCAACGAUUUCGGCUGCGACGGCUGGCGCCUCAUGACCAACGAGGUCGUGCCGCCCGUCGAGGCCGGCGCUGGUGUCAUUACCGAGACGCAGGUCCUCUGCGGUAUCAUGAUCCACGGGCAGGUGUACUUCCACGCCACGGCUGCGAGUGGACGGUACGCCAAGGUCGCGGUCGCCAAAGUGGCUAUUAUGAAGUUUACGGAUAUGGAUAGGGAGGCGUUUAGAAAGGAGUUUGGGUGUGAUUGCCAGGAUGCGGAGGGUGAGUGUGGCACACAGCUAGUUAGUUGA
Molecule: messenger RNA, 4821 nt
Organism: Colletotrichum abscissum
Lineage: Eukaryota; Fungi; Ascomycota; Sordariomycetes; Glomerellales; Glomerellaceae
Product: RNase3 domain-containing protein
Exons: 3
Coding region: 1-4821 (1606 amino acids)
Biological process (GO): siRNA processing
Cellular component (GO): RISC complex; cytoplasm; nucleus
Molecular function (GO): DNA binding; ribonuclease III activity; RNA binding
Source: RefSeq, a predicted model, not a curated record